AAGUUUAUGUUCGCAUGUGCAUAUAAAAAUGAGAUUUAAAAUUAUUUUUAAAAGUCAAAAUAUGGCAUAUAAAGAAGUAAAUCUGUAUUUGGCCUUUCUGAUUUCUUUCUUUAGACAGGAGAAUCCGAUAAAUUAAUCAAUUUAUCCACAAAUGGAAAGAGGAAUAAAAAAAAAAGUUGGUGUCCAAAUCAAAUAAUUCUCCUGGUUAACUUGAAGAUGAUAGACAUUCGCCUCGUUCGUCAACAUAACUUAAGUUUAUUGUGUGUGUGUAGAGACUAUCUCAUCAAUGUCUCACCUUCUUCUCUCCCGACUCUCCGACCUCUCUUUCAGGCGCUACUCGCUCGUAAGCUUUCUUCUCGUACGAUUUAAUAAGACUUUAGCUGCUUAAAAGUAUUAGUAGUUUAUUUUACCGAAUAGAUGAUAUGAACCAUUCGCUUAGUCAUUGCGUAGCGACGAGAUAGUUUAUUAGCUUAUUUAUUUAUUAUCUACUGUGACAGUUGCACAAGACCAUUCGCUUGUUUUCAUCGUCUUCCUCCAGCCCCUGUUUUCCGCUUAGCGUCGAGGAGAAAGACUCGUCGGGAGACGGCGGAAUGGUCGGAGACGUCCACUUGUUCGAUGCGGCCACGGAAGGGUUAGUCACAGUCGCUGACAAAACUAUACCCGUAGAGCUCGUUAACGGCGGUAUUGUGGUCGGAGCUUCUCAUGGAUGGUUAUUUUUCAAAGACCGGCACGAUCAUUCCGUAUCUAUGACCGACUUUUACAACUCUUUGGCUUUAAAAAAAAACGCAACGAUGGUUCCUAUGCCUACAUUUACUGCACUCCACCAUUGCCAAACUGAAGUUGUCUGGAAUGUGGCAAUGUCGACUUCUCCUGGUCAGCAAGAAGAUGAAGAUGAUUGGGUAGUUGGUAUCAAGUUCUUGGGUAACCAGCUGAGUUUCUGCAGGCCCCGUCGUGACCUGCGGUGGACCAACGUCUCAGCUCCUUUUAAAAUAUUCAACAACUCAAAUCUCAUGUUCUCAAAGAGAGAUAAAACAUUUAAGUUGCCUGCUCCCGUAGGCAACUACUUGUGCUCCUGGGAUAUCCAGUUCCACAAGGACGAAUACCCUGCCCCUAAGCUCCAUAAGCUGCUUUUUCACAACCUUCCCCAGUUGCCCCUGUCCAUGUGGGAGCUCUUGGAUUCGUGUCCGAGAGAGGAUCACUGGGUGGAGUCACCAUCGGGGGAAUCCUUCCUCGUAAAAUGGUACUCCCGUGUCUCACUGUCCCCUAGCUUGUCUACAUUGCCGAUAGUUAUGGUGUUCAGAGAGGAAGACAGAAAGGAUGGAAUAAUAAAGAUGUGUUACACAGAGGACAUUGGAGAUAUUUGCGUCUUCCUUUCAAAGAGUGAGGCCUUCUGCGUCCCGGCUAGUUCUUGCCCUGGUCUCAAGCCUAACUCCAUUUAUGUCGCUGACCGUGUAUUUUCUGUGUACGAUCUCACCACCAAAACCUUCAAUCAUUUUAAAUACCCCAUAGAUGCACCAGAGAAGAUUUCCCGCGUCCCUUGUUGGCUUCCACCCGUUUCAGUCUAAGUUUCUAUGGUCCUGUGUUUGGUUCAUUAGUGUUAUGGUCUGGUAUUUUCAAGCAAGCCAGCCUAUUUUAUUGAACUUCUCACUUUGUUUGUUUGUUUGUUUGUUGAAACGCACUAAACUCAGGUGAAGUCUAGCCCUCUUUGUUUUUAAUUUGUUCACUUGAUGAAUUUUGUUUUUUUUUUUGUAAACUGUGAAAUUUUCUUUUACUCACCCUCUCUUUACCUUUUUACUUGUGUUUACAUGUUAACACUGAUAUAGUGAAAAUAUUUUUCUAUAUGUUAUAUUGUUUUUUUCUCUCUAUAUAAUGUGGAUUUGUUUCUGUAUAGUUACAGAAACAAAUUUAUAAUUUGGAUUUGUUUCUGUAUAGUUACAGAAACUUUGAACUGAAAACAAAAUAUUUGCAAAAUUGACAAUCAAAUUAAAAGAAGAAACAAAAUUAGUCUAACAAUGGUUUUAAUCAUUAUAUGCAUCUCAAUUUAUUCAUACAUUAUUUUUUUUUUUUUUGUCAUCAACAAAACAUAUUCAUACUGACUAUAUAAACCAAAUUGGGAGCUCCGUAUCCAUGUAAACGACAAAAAACUGUUGUUUCCUGACAUUACGUGCUAGACUAUCCGCUUUAAAUUCUACUUUCGUUGUACAUGAAUGAUCUAGUUUUCUUUCAAUUUAUUCAUACAUUAUAGUUGAAGGUUAUUGAUCUUCGUGCACAAAAAAAAGGUUAUUGAUCUUCUAAUUAAGUUUCAUCUACUUUUCUCUACGAGAAGUUUAAAAAGCAAAAUAACAUUUUAUGUAUAAUUAUUCAUCCAAAAGUUGUUAAUAUUAAAAAUGAUCAUAAAAUAUGAGGUAUCGUUGUGUAGAGAUAUUCUGAUAACGAACGUAGUGUUAUAAAUUAAUUUGAUCUAACUAAUAAUUUUUUUGUAUAUAAUAAUGGUUUAUAACAUAUAUUAUUUGUUUUAUGUGAUUUGCAUGUUUUUCAAAACAAAAAAAAUUAAAACGAAUUGUUGUUAAUAUCAUUACAAAAUUCAGUUAUACUAGUUUACUUUUAUACUAUUUAGUAUUAGCAGUUGUACAUAACUGUAUGCUGUAAGUUAAUUUAAAUUAAUGUUUUGGGGUAUUUAGAUUAAGUGACUCAGUUUUUUAACAACUCAUUUUUUCCUCCUAGUCAAAGUUGUGAUUGUGCAGAUUCUUGGAACAACAUAUUCUUAAUGGAUUGUCUUCAUCAUGAAUUGAUGCGAUAUACUGUAACGAUUUCUUUCCAUAUUAUUUUGAUUUGUUUCUGUAUACAAUUUAUUUCAAGAGAGAGUGAAAAUAUCUUUACAUAUGUGAAAAACAUUAAAAGGAUUUCUUCUUCUUGUGUUUAGAAAACAAGUAAUUAUAAAUAAAAAAUUGAAUUCAAAUAAUAUUGUGGAAUAUUUCGUCAAUGUCUCAGCUUCUCCUCCAACGACUCUCCAAAUCCUCUUCCCGUAACAUUUCACUCGUAAGAUUCUUCACUCUCUAGAAUUUACUCUUUUUUUUUAAAGAAAACAAUUCUAAUUAGUCAUUGAUUUGAAAGAUUCAUG
Molecule: messenger RNA, 3121 nt
Organism: Brassica napus (rape)
Lineage: Eukaryota; Viridiplantae; Streptophyta; Magnoliopsida; Brassicales; Brassicaceae
Exons: 2
Coding region: 591-1565 (324 amino acids)
Source: RefSeq, a predicted model, not a curated record